Molecule: messenger RNA, 7518 nt
Organism: Podospora bellae-mahoneyi
Lineage: Eukaryota; Fungi; Ascomycota; Sordariomycetes; Sordariales; Podosporaceae
Exons: 4
Coding region: 1-7518 (2505 amino acids)
Biological process (GO): protein deubiquitination involved in ubiquitin-dependent protein catabolic process
Cellular component (GO): nucleus; cytoplasm
Molecular function (GO): K63-linked polyubiquitin modification-dependent protein binding; cysteine-type deubiquitinase activity
Source: RefSeq, a predicted model, not a curated record
AUGUGGACAGGUAGGGCAUUCAUGACUCCAAGCUUUGCCCAUCAUGUUCAGCUGAAGCUGCCGGAAAAGUCUCCUCUCCGCCUCAUAUUGAGCCAUAAAAGCUUCGCCGUUGAGGGGCAAGGCCCGAGUUCGUACGAGAUCAUGGCUACACAGCCCAACUGCCCAUCUGGGCUGAACCCUCACGAGUUCCUGGCCCUGAAAAGUCUCGUAUCGGGGGCAGCGCGAAGAUGGCUUUCGAUCUUGACGGAACUGGCCUCGACGAACUUGAACUGGUCCAGCGAAGGCACCAUGUCAUUGCUGCUGCAUCUAGCACUCCAGUGCGGUCCCAGCUCUGACAAGGACGAUCCUCUUCGCCUUGUGCACUCGGUAUUUCGCGAUGCUCAUUUUGUGCAGAAGCUUCUAGAGCAGGUCAACACCCGUCUUACCACCCUGUCAGCCUUGGCCAGUUGGAGAGAAACGCACCUCAUGAGAAUCACGAUUGUGCUUACCUUGCGCAUACAGGAGUUGGCCAGCAGUGCAGGGCUGGCCCAACUUCAUUUUCAAGCCCUCGAGUCGGUGAUUCAAGCUCGUAGGACAUGCAUUAGCUGGCUCAGGAUGCUUCGCGAGGAAGUUCAAAGCUGCGCAGAUAUAUCCACGGCGCAGCAAUUACAGGAGCGCGCACUGGGCGCUGCUUUGCUCUGUCGACGUACAUUCAUGAUCAACCUGGAACAAACAACACCUCUUGAUCCUCUGUCCUUGGAAGCAUAUAUCGAGUCCACUGUUGCGAUCCAGGAAAACAUGACGAGUGAUGUCGACUCACUUUCCCAGACCACCCUCCAUGACCUCGUGUUCGCAACAAAGCUGUCAUAUCAGCUUCAAAAUCUUCUCAUCCAGUCGAUCAACCAGCACCCCGAAGGACUCUAUAAUGCUUUGAAACAAUUUUGGCCUGAUGCUGAGCGCCUGGACCCCAUUACUACCACUGUGGAAGUUGAAGGUCGGGGUUGGAUUCGGUGCGAGCUCCCUGAAACGGAUGUUGAGCGACAUCAAGCCGUGCAUUUGAACAUUCUUCUCGGGACAUUUCUCGUCAAUGGCAAACCUGUUGGAAGGCUUCCCCAGGAUACCCGAAACGAGGUUGUGGUGAAAGAAUUGUUUGGCGACCAGCCCCUGAUGGUGUACCAAUCAUCGCUUCCAUCGAUGACGUACACUCUCAAAUAUACACCGAAGCGUGUGACCGUGCAUAUCGGAUCCGAAAAGGGCCAGACGGUUGUGCUAGCGAAAUACGAGCACAUGCUUGUUCGUCUAAUUCCUCGAGAGCGCUUUUGUCGAAAAGCUUUUCACGAUCUUCCCAGUCCCUUGAUAUGGGAACACUUUCACUGGCUGAAUUUGAAGACAGGCCGCCUCUAUAUCACGCCAUCCCACAACAAGUGGAAUUUCGGCCACUAUUCGAAUUGGGAAGUGGACAUACACAGAGGCUACGCUCAGCGACGACAGCAUGACGGGGAGGUAGUGAGCAUGGUGAAUCCUAUGUCUCCCCUUUUCCAGAGAAUUGCCAACAUUGUUCAAGGCCUCGCGCAGGGGCAGCACAUUCUUGUUACGCAGAAAAAGUCUUACGGGUCACUUGAAGUUCGGGUUCACAGUCUGGAACUGUUGUUCUUUGUCAACCACAACUCGCUCCUAUUUUCACCACAGCUUGGACUCGAAAUCGACCCACUGCAAGACGCUGGCACUUGGUACGGCCUUGAACAUAAACUGGUCUGUCGAAAAGUACACAAUCCUUUUCGUCGGACCAUUCUUGUACCACUGCCCUCGGGCCGCUUUCGGUUCAGAAGAUCAGGCUGUCAUGUUGAACUUGCCGUUGGGCGGAGCUACCAAUACGGGAAGUUCGAUAUCAAUGACACUUUGGGAAGAAUCGACUGUGCAGCUGAACCUGUACUGGUGUAUGCCAAAGCUUUGAUUCACGCCUUCACGUCUUUUCCUUUACCGGACCCUUUGACUGGCCGCACUGGAACCGAAGAAAGUCUUCAUUGGCUCGAGUCAGGAAUUUGUCGCCCCUGGACAGUUCUCGGAAGAGAAGUUUCGUUGCUGCAGCAGAUUGCGAGUCUUACCCCCAUAAGGGAGUACUACCCAUCCGGCCUUAAGGGUAUGAAGACAGACUUCUGGGACGAGCACCUUACCACUCACAUACAGCACCCUCUCUACCGACUGGUUGUCCAAAAGAUUCUAUCAAUCUCGAACGAUUUGAGGAUGUUCAACCCACCCCGAGAUGAUGAAGACGACUUACUUGAUCUUCUUCCAGCAGGUGGCGAAGUUUGGCUUAACAAAAGGUCAUUGGCGCGUCGGCAACUGUAUGAGAGGGAUGCUGGGAGUAACAAUACAGCGCUCACUUUAGGAAGGACGGACAGACUGUACAUUGCACGCGAUAAGAGUGUCAACUCGGACAAACUGUACAGAAGGGUCAUGGAAACAACCCAUCUCUUGCGCACGCGGCCAGUCAAGUUCCCAACUCCGACCAACUUGGCUUCUACUUUUGCCUUGGGAAAUGUCGUGGGUGGGUUUGGCCAGGCUUAUGAUAAGGUUUCCCUCAAUGAUCGGAUGUACACAGACAUCCAAGAGAACUGGGGCGCCCUCGUGGAGUACUGCCGGAAUCCAAACCAGUCAUGCUACAGCCUCAUGUUUCUUUUCGCCAAUCUGGCCUUUCGUGAGGCUACGGAUGACAAACUUCUGAAGGGGCUCGUUGCAUUUGCUAUCUUGAGAAACCUUCAAAUGCUGCCUCUACCGAGACCUUGGCCUCUGUACUUCAAUUUCCGCCCCGCAGCGGUGCCUCAACUGGAAGACGUCAUCAAGCUACUACUGCCAUUUAGGAUACCACCACCAGAGGACGAGAAAGAGAAGCUAGGCGCAUUUCUCACCACGAAGCUGCGGCGGAAGAUACAAGCAGCCAAGGACGCCCACGAGAUACAGAGUCGAAGUGACUGCCACAAAUUUGCCAAGAUCAUGCUCGCUCAGUGGCCCUCUGAGAAGCCAGAUCUGUCGGAACUACCAACCAGCGAUCUCUUGCUGGAUGUCAAUGUCGCAGUUCAGGCGGUUAUUCCAGAGUGGCAGCGGUUAUACCGGAACCUAGAACUUUGGAAUCAUCUCAAGGAAGUGCAGCUGAUACUGGAUGAGCAUUUUCAAGAUGUCGAGUACAGCCCUGCGAUUGUCACGGCGGCUGAAGAGGUCCUAUCGUGUCGGGUUCACGGAGGCGAAGUGCUUACGCUAAGCGUAAACCUCCUUUGCAAGGAUUUCAUCCCCCGGCUUUCGUCCCAACCCACAACGACGACAAGGUCUGCCGCUGAGUGGUCUCCUCUUGCCAGCUUGCCAAAUGAUGGGCGUCGUGCCUCCGGACAGGUCAACGACAGAGCCAUUGUCGGCAACGCACAGCCGCAGAUGUCCGCAUACGAGGUCAAGAGAUACAUAGACGAACUGCGGGGGAUUGUCGAUACACUUGGCAACAGCAAGUCACUGGUCCGAAAGAAAUAUGCUCAGGAUCUCAGUGGCAGUUUACAGGCCCUCAGGAGUCUCAAAACCCCGGACCAACUUGCGAAGCCGUUUCUUGCUAUCCGGCCAAACAGCGGCACGAAGGGCGAUGUCAGCCAUCUGUUUGAGGUGUUGAAGGCGUCAUUGGUUGCAGAGACUUCCAAUGUUUCGUCCCGCCGAAUCGAAUGGCUGAGGAUUGGAGGCCUGUGGCCUGCCAUCACCACCACAGCCUUACUCGAACAGUUGCGGUCAACCAGCAGCACAUGCUUCGGGGCAGGCAUGCGCCAAGGCCUUAUCCAGUUUGGACUUGCCAUAACCAAGCUUCAGCGAGAAAUGCGGCUCAAUGACUGUGUCAUGGCAGGUGAUGUCUCUCGCUACCAGGACGAGGAAGCGAACACUGGUCAUCAGAACUGGGACCCGGCUCAACACCCCGACUGGUUACUCUUGGAGAUUGAGGCCAACCUCCUGAUACGACCUGGCCAAAUCGAUGUGGCGCGGGCCACCAUCUCGCCCGAAUCCGGGAGCAAUUCGGUUCUGCAGAUGAACAUGGGGGAAGGCAAGACAUCAUGCAUCAUUCCGAUGUGUGCAGCCUUCAUGGCUGACACGAAGAAUCUUGUGAGGGUAAUUGUACCGAAGGCCCUGUUGCUCCAAACGGCACUGCUGCUUCAAUCUCGUCUUGGGGUGAUGCUGAACCGCCACGUUCGCCAUGUGCCCUUUUCUCGCCGAACAUCAACACGUGGGGGCAAUAUCAAGCUCUACUUUGAUAUCCACCAGCAAAGCCGAGACACGGCAGGCGUCAUGCUAUGUUUGCCUGAACAUAAUCUCUCGUUCAUGUUGAGUGGCCAGCAGAGGCUUCUUGAUGGCAAUAUCAAUGAAGCGAAACCGAUGAUGAAGGUUCAUGCCUGGAUCAAAUCACACUCUCGAGACAUUCUGGACGAAUCCGACUACACCCUGGCGACGCGCACCCAGCUCAUCUACCCUUCAGGCUCUCAGAUGUCAGUCGAUGGUCGUCCCCAUCGCUGGCUCACUGUUCAGGCCCUUCUCAGCCUUGUUGACCAACAUCUUUAUGGUCUACAGGUUUCUUUCCCGAAGUCGCUCGAAGUGGUGAGGAGACCUGGUGGCGGGUUUCCUUUGAUAUACUUUCUCCGACAGGACGUCGAGGAUGAAUUGCUUCGCCGGCUGACAGUCGACAUCACCAACGGCCUGGGUCACAUCCUCCCCAUGCAUUACCUGAAUGCUGGCGAGCGGCGCGCUGUGGUCGACUUUUUGUCCCCGGCGAAAUCUAGACUCGGCCCCAUCACGGUGGAGAAGGUGAGAAAGCUGUGUCCUGAGAGGCCCGAGGUGGGGAAAACGGUCUAUCUCCUCCGUGGCUUGUUAGUGAACCGGAUCCUGAUCAUGACCCUGAAGAAGAGAUGGAACGUGCAAUAUGGGUUGCAUCCAAACCGUGAUCCGGUGGCCGUCCCUUUCCAUGCCAAGGGUGUGCCAAGUGAUCAGUCGGAAUGGGGCCAUCCAGACGUGGCGAUUCUGUUCACUUGUCUCGUCUUCUAUUACGACGGAAUCUUGGAACCGCAGCUUAGGCAAGCACUUGCUCGCGUGCUCAAAUCCGAUGAUCCGUCGACCGAGUAUGAAAAGUGGGUUCAAAGCUGCGACAGCUUCCCAGAGUCGCUCAAGGCGUGGAAUGGGAUCAAUGUGGAGGACAACGUCCAAAUCCACGAGAUCUGGAGAGCGGUCCGAUACCGGACUGUGGUUAUUGACUACUAUCUGAACAACUUCGUCUUCCCACGCCACGCAAAGCAAUUCAAGGUCAAGCUGCAAUCCAGUGGUUGGGACAUUCCACUCUUCUCAAGCGAAACGAAGGACACCAAACUGUCAAAAGCACUCACAACAGGAUUCAGCGGCACCAAUGACAACCGCACCAUGCUUCCGCUCACUAUUCAGCAGGCGGAUCUCCCCACACUGUCCCAUACCAACGCCGAAGUGCUAACAUACCUGCUUUACGAACGGUCCCGGCGGUGCCAAGUCAUUACCAACCAGUAUGGGAAGAGAGCAACGGAGCGCGAUCUGCUUUACCUACUCAGGGAGCGUAACAUACAGGUCCUGAUUGAUGCCGGCGCACAAAUUCUAGAGAUGGAUAAUGAAACUCUCGCCAAGACAUGGCUGUCCAUAGACGGACGCUGCAGUGCUGCAUUGUAUUUCGAUUCGUCAAACAAGCCAUGGGUCAUUGACAAACAAAGGCGCAAAACGCCUCUCUUGGCCUCGCCGUAUGCGGACGACUUGUCGAGAUGCCUGGUAUAUCUUGACGAAGCCCACACUAGGGGCACAGAUUUGAAACUUCCUCUGGGUGCCUGUGGUGCCUUGACAGUGGGUCAAGGGCAAUCCAAGGAUCACACCGUUCAAGCUGCCAUGCGACUGCGUCAGUUGGGGAAGAGCCAGUCUGUCAUGUUUUUCGUCCCUCCAGAGGUCAACCAGGUCAUCAAGGACCUUCGGAAAAAGUCAGUGUUUGACAAGAUCGACUCGCACGAUGUCAUUUGUUGGCUUCUCGACAAUACCUGCGAUGGCAUUGAGCAGCUGCAGCCUUUGUACUUCUCCCAGGGCAUGGAUUUCUGCAGAAGAACACAGGCAGCGAUCGAUAACCCGGACUGUUUGACUCAUCCAGGCCAGCAGGCGGACUACGUGGCAGCCAUCAAGCAAAACGAGCUGCAGACGUUGCAGGAGAUGUAUGAGCCCAAGACCAAGGUGAAAGCUGCAAAGCUUUCGAUUGAGGCGGGCUCCUCACAUCCAAAGGUUGCAGGGUUUUUGAAAGAGCUCAACAACCGCCGCAAGGGGUUCCAAGACACCGGCAGAGCGGUGCACGGAUCUGCAUUGCAAGAGGUGGAACAAGAGCGCGAAGUGGCCUUUGAGGUUGAGACUGUUCGCCAAGUCAAGAGGCCGGUCAUUUACGAUGCCCUCACCUUUCCCGGCAUCAGCAAAGAGAUCGACACGUUUGCCCGGACUGGUAAGAUACCUGUUGGAAGCCUCUCUGUCUGCCACGUUUUUGAGCUCCUUAGAAAGACAGCUCUGGGGCAAAAACACAAGAUUAGGGCGCGGGACCAAACCUCGCGGUUAUUCGUCUCGGUCGAGUUUGGGCGCACGGUCAAGCUUCACACUGAUCUCGCCAAGGACACCUUUUUGCGUCCGGUGAACUGGGUUCUGUGGAGCGGAUUCACGCAGACGGCGAUUGUUUUGAUCCCGGAGGAGGCUGAGAUUCUGAUUCAGAUGAUCCGGGAUAAGGUGACGCACCCUUGCGUUCACCUUAUUUGCUAUGCCUCCCCUGUUACAAGGAGUAUGCUUCCGUUUAACAAGCUCAACUUCUUUAGCAUGCCGCCUUUGCCAGAGGGCUGGGUCGCGCCUCAGUGGUUGAGGACGGAGCUUGGGAUUCUUGCCGGCAGGCUGUAUUUUGAGUGGGAGGAAUACGGGGCCCUGUGUACGUUCCUCGGUGUGGACGCCAACGACGGAACGGUUAAGGGCUUGGGUCUUGUUGAUGGGGAGGAUGAAGGGUAUGGAGGUGAUGGGGCGGCUGAUGAGGAUCAUACCCUGAGGAACACCCAAACCAACAGCUUUGCACCGAGACCAUUGACGUUUUUGCAAGAGUGGCUUGCUGUCAGGAGACACGGUCAGGAUUUUGUUCACACUCCCAUGGGGUUCUUGACACAGAGCAAGCCUUUGCAACAAGACCACCCUUUCUUUGGGGGCACGUCUUUGCCGUUGCCCACGCCGGAUGCGCCGUUGGGGUUGCCUACUGCUGCUGGUCUGGGGUGUGAUGGUGGUGGGAGGGAGGAGGAGAAUCAUGACUUUUUUGAUGGGGGGUUGGAUGAUAUGGGGGCUAAUGUUGGGGUGCCGGUGGAGGAGUGGGAAGAGGAGGAGGAUGGGAAGGAGGUGGUGGUGUAUGAGGAGUGUGAAAUUUCGUCGGGGAUGACGUCGGGGAGUGGGAGUUUUGAGAUGACGGAUUCGGGGUCGUCGGAGAGGGGGGAGAAUUAUACUUGA